Messenger RNA from Anopheles aquasalis, 1205 nucleotides. RefSeq names its product LHFPL tetraspan subfamily member 2 protein. Lineage: Eukaryota; Metazoa; Arthropoda; Insecta; Diptera; Culicidae. The record is from RefSeq and is a predicted model, not a curated record. Gene Ontology annotation, cellular component: membrane.
CUGAAUACCGGCCGAUCCUGAUUUUCUUCCCGAAAAACCUUUUUAUUCGCGAAAAACCAAAGUGAAAUGUGUUGCGGCGGAUUACUUAUAUCGGCCCGCGGGCUUAGCUGGUUCCUGGUGACGCUGAUUGCCUGUAUGACGCUGCUGGCCGCGAUCGUACAGCCAAAGUGGCUGAUCGGACCGGAACAGAUCCAGAUCGAGAACGUAGAGGGUAACUUUACCAUGUACCGGAACCCCUCGGUUGGCAUCUACAACAGAUGCAAACGGAUGGGCCGUAACGAGUACAACUGCGGCAACUUUGAUCUGUACGGAUUGAGGACGGAUUCGAUCAUCUUUCCUUUGCCCUGGAAGUUCACUAUGGUCCUGAUGUUCGUCGGAGCGAUGCUGCUCGCUGUGACCCUCGUCUGCAUCCUACCGACCUGCCUCCGUAUGCGCACCGUCUGUAACUGGAGUCUGUACAAGCUGCUCGGUGUACUUCAAGGUACGGCCGGACUGCUGGUGCUGUGCGGUUUCCUGAUCUAUCCGCUCGGUUGGUCGGAGCAGCGUGUCAAAACACUCUGCGGCCUUGACGCCGAAGCUUACUCGCCAGCAGAUUGUAGGCUGGGCAUGGCCCUUUACCUGGGCGCCUUCGGAGUGCUGCUGACAUUCGCUAGCGCCGUACUCAGUGCUAAGGCCGAAGAUGCUCAUUACAGUGGUAAGGCUCAGCAGCGCAUCGAAGAGGGUGAGGUACUCGUGUGCGUUCCAUAAGUGAUCGCGCGAUACGCAGCAUGGCAGCAUGAGAAGGAGAUCACGAUGCCGGCAAGCUACAUAACCAACCAGUAUGAAUCUCAACCAGAAAAAGACUAUCCAGAUCUUUUUUCCUCCAUGACACGGUGGCAGCUGUAGAAUCAAGCUAUUAUGAGAUGAUUUUCCACGAUAGCUUUAAGGUAAGGCCUCGUGAAGGCCGCAACUAGGUUAAAGUAGACGAUCAAGAGGAUCCAGUGAAGCGAUUUAUUCGCGAUCGCCUUGACCUGUGCCAGUACUCUCUUAAUACGUAUAUGCAUCCCAAGCGGACGCACUUUCGAAACAUUCGAAUUGUAUUGCAUGACCCCAUAACCAUGUCCCUAGCAUGUAAGCACGGCCAUAACGAGGUUCGACUCCUCCGUUCCAUUUCUUUCUAAUAAAAAGAACCUCUCCUCCACAUAGGAGAGCAUAUUGAGCGAGUA